AUGGCAAGCUCGGCGCCAUCUUGUCGCGCGCCCUCGGGCUUCCGCAAUCUGCCAAACCCAUACGCCCUCUUCACACCACGCCUCGUCUUCACCACUCUCGCACCCAAAGAUGCUGCGCUGGGACCAUAUGCCCACCCAACAACUGGCAAGCCCAUGCACCUCUUCUCCCUCGAUCAUGAUCUGUACUACACGCCAUUCAAGAACGACUAUGGGCCACUCAACCUUGCCUAUACGUUUGACGCCUGCGUCAAGAUCUUCAACCGCCUCGAUAUCAAGGACCACAAGCGCAAGGCCCUCUGCCUGUACACUUCGCCAGAGCCAGAGCAGAAGUCGAACAUGGCCUUGAUCGCCGCCUUGUACAGUCUUAUUGUCGAGCACAACGACCCCUGGGACGCAUUCCAUCCCAUUUCGCACUUUGAGCUCCUGCCAUUUCGCGACGCAGGAAACGGUCUCAACGAGUUUGCCUUGACGGCGCAAGACGUGCUGUAUGGGGUAUGGAAGGCAGGCAAGCAUGACCUUCUUCAGCUACAAGACUUUGACGCCGACGAGUACCGAUACUACGAGAAGCCCGAAAACGGCGACCUGAACAUCUUGGGCAACUUUGUAGCGUUUGCCUCCCCAAUGGACCCCAUGUACAUCAGGGAGAGGACACCAACAGGCGAGACAGCGCCAGACUACUCGCCCGGCCAGAAGAAGAUGCUCCGCGGUGCAUUUGAGAAGGUGCAGGCAAAGUUUCAGCAAGAGAACGUAGGCAUGGUCGUCCGCCUCAACGACGAGCUCUACGAUCGCCACCACUUCGUCAGGGACGGUAUCGAGCAUGUCGAUCUUUACUUUGACGAUGGGACGAAUCCCACGGACGAGAUUGUCAAGGAGUUCAUCCAGCUCACCGAGGAGACGUUCGCCAAGGGAAAAAAGGUUGCUGUGCACUGUAAGGCUGGACUCGGUCGCACCGGUGUUCUCAUCGGCGCCUACUUUAUCUACAAAUUCCAGUUCACAGCCUCGGAGGUGAUUGGCUACAUGCGGGUCGUCCGACCCGGCAUGGUUGUUGGCCCACAGCAGCGCUACAUGCAGCUGAACCAAAUGAAAUGGGCGGGAUGGGCUGCGUCCAAUAUUCUCCGUCGGCCUGAGGCUACCACAUCGCUUCCUUCCCCGCCAACUGAGCGCAAUGUGCUCGCGGCGGAGGUCGACCAAGCGGAUGAUCCCAUGGUGCAGCUUACCACGCCAACCCGCAGCGGCCCAUUGAAGUGCCCCAAAGCUGGCGACGCCGUGGGUCAACCGCGCAAGGGCAUUCAGCCCGCCGACGCUCCGGAGGACAUUGACGACGAGGAUCUUGUCGCUGCUGCGCUCCGCGAGGUCAAGUCAGACGCGCCUUCGCCUCCAAGCCGUAAUGACACAAUUCGUGGCGUGAAGCGUGGCUCUGGCCGGGCACCCGUGCCACAGGAGGUCACCCUGACUCCUAGAACAUCAGAGAGCACACCGCGCCUUAUUCGUUCCAGCUCGAAUGUCAGCUGCAGCUCGAGCACGUCCGAGCUUGACCAGCGAGCAACCAAGCGUCGCGCGGACGCACCGCUCCCCAAAUCCGGUUUGAGCUCGCCGCCCCCGAGCAGGGAUGCAACUCCCGGGACCGAGGACGCACCUCCCGCCUCGUCAUUUCCUUUCAUUGAAGAGGGCGAGGAAGGUCCGAGCACCCCGCCCCGUACAACCGCGCCGUUGACCGGUCAGCCGCCCCCUACACCUGCCACAACGACGCAGCGGCCCAGGAGCCUCAUACCCCGUCUCGGAUCAUCGCAGCUUGCCCAGGCCGUCACGUCUCCCUCGAGGUCACAGUCAUCGAGCAGCUCGGCAGACGAGCCAGAGGCCGGCCCGAGCAACAACAGGAGCAAACUGCCAACGCGCCGUCUCAUCUCGACGCAGCGAGUCUGGAACCCGCUGGCUCGCAUGAGUGCUGCACCAGAGUAG
Cutaneotrichosporon oleaginosum is the source of this 1959-nucleotide messenger RNA. RefSeq lists its product as uncharacterized. Gene Ontology annotation, biological process: microtubule cytoskeleton organization; regulation of exit from mitosis; protein dephosphorylation. The record is from RefSeq and is a predicted model, not a curated record. NCBI's taxonomy places the organism in Eukaryota, Fungi, Basidiomycota, Tremellomycetes, Trichosporonales, Trichosporonaceae. Gene Ontology annotation, molecular function: protein tyrosine/serine/threonine phosphatase activity; protein tyrosine phosphatase activity; protein serine/threonine phosphatase activity. Gene Ontology annotation, cellular component: spindle pole body; nucleolus; spindle pole.